Ilyonectria robusta is the source of this 4365-nucleotide messenger RNA. RefSeq lists its product as uncharacterized. NCBI's taxonomy places the organism in Eukaryota, Fungi, Ascomycota, Sordariomycetes, Hypocreales, Nectriaceae. Gene Ontology annotation, molecular function: calcium-activated cation channel activity. The record is from RefSeq and is a predicted model, not a curated record. The transcript has 2 exons. Gene Ontology annotation, cellular component: plasma membrane. The coding region runs from base 261 to 4082 and encodes 1273 amino acids.
GCCAAACGGCCGUCGUCUCGCUUCGGGCCUUGCCUAAUCAUGAUUCUGCCGCCCAAACACCCCAAACACCUUCCUACUGUACCUUAACCUGCGACUAGCUGUGAUGGCCGUUUCCUGCCGUCACUGAUUCUCUACACCAUAUUCCGCUGUCGAUCCUGAGAAGCACAUCCCUCUUGAGCUCUUAAUCGGCGCCCUUGCCCGCCCAGGGCCCUCCCUCUCCUCCGCGUUUCAACGACCCGACUGGGCCAGAAACCGCAGCGAUGGCUUCAACCGCGUCUGAGACGGCCGACUCGUCCGAGUCGGUGACCGACACGCUGUCGUCUAUAGUCAGCUCCGCUCUUCGCUCUGCGGCCUCCUCUACCAUCACCGCCUCCGCUACCCUCAGUGCCUCCGACUCCCAAUCCGACUCCACCACGCCGACAUCGACAACUUCUGCGGCCACCGCAACCGCCACCAGCGAUGCCGACAGUAGUCAGGGAAUUGGAAUCGUCAGCUUCCUUACUGCGUUGGCUGUUGCCAUGAUCGUGUUUGCGGUCCAGGUUUUGCUUUUCCUCUUUCUUCGGAACAAGUUGGCUCGAAUCUUUAAACCCAAGACAUAUCUGGUCCCCGAACGCGAACGAACCGAGCCUCCGCCUAGAACAUUCGUGGGCAUGCUGAAGACGCUAUGGCUAUACAGCGAUCGCGAAAUCAUCAAAAAGUGCGGUCUGGACGCCUACUUUUUCCUUCGAUACUUGAGGACUCUCUUGGUCAUCUUCAUCCCGAUCUGCGCCAUUGUCAUGCCCAUUUUGAUUCCACUCAACUACGUUGGAGGAAGGGGUAAACAAGUCGACAUCGGAUCCGACGUGGCUAGGAAUUCUUCCCAACCAACUGGAUUAGACACUCUGGCAUGGGGAAACGUUAGCCCUACUCAAACCAAACGGUACGAUGCUCAUUUACUCAUGGCCAUUCUCGUUGUUAUUUGGGUUUGUGGUGUGUUCUUCUUUGAACUCCGAGUCUACAUCAAAGUCCGACAAGACUACCUCACCAGCGCCGAACAUCGACUUCGAGCUUCCGCCACAACCGUCCUCGUCAACUCUAUUCCCUCAAAGUGGCUCAGCGAAGAGGGCCUCAGGGGACUCUUCGAUGUGUUCCCUGGUGGUAUCAGAAAUAUCUGGCUUAACCGGGAUCUGUCUAAACUUCUCGAAAAGAUCAAGGUCCGGGAUAAGAUCCACCUGCAGCUCGAACAGGCCGAGACAGACCUGAUUAAAGCCGCAAAGAAGGCACAACUCAAGAAAAGGAAUGCCGAAGAAAAGAAGGAGCGCAAGAUGAUGAAGCUUGGUGCCCUUAGCAAGGAAGAAAAGGCUGCUCGUGAUGCUCAGGAAGAUGAGGAGGCCAAGAGGAGGGCUAACAGUGCCGAGGGCACGAAUGCUGGAGACAACCACGAUGUGCCCCAUACCGUUGAUGCCGGAGUUCGCGAGUCCCGGUAUGAAAUACUUGAGCACGACAGUGACAACCACCGUGGGAGCGAGGGGAAGCAUUCAAAGGGAUUCAAGGUACCCUUCAUUGGCGAUCCCCUUGCCAAAGUUGGUCAUGGAAUCAAGGGAGUCGUUACCAAGGCUGGUAACGGCGUCGAGGACACACUGGAGACAACAAAUGGAUUCAUGGGACUCAGCCAGUCAGACGAACGUGCCCCAUCCCGCACAUCCGACCGUUACCGACGCCCCAACACAGCGGAUGAUGGAGGCGAGCUUCCCCGUCCCUCGGCUUCGGAUACACUACGCGCCUUGAACACCCACUCUCGAAACGUCUCCAGCGACUCCACGAGCGAGAUUCGACCAAAGGACCCGUACGACCCCAUGGCUCGUGGAGGCAAUACUGUCCGAGCGCUUACGAAUAUUGACGAAAUGCUCGAAACAGAGGCUCCGAAAUGGUGGGAAUUCUGGAAGCCGCCCCCUGGUAGUUAUGCUUCCCCCAUCCCGCAGGGUGCUGCGACAGCUAUACGGAACUCGACAGAGAGCAAACCUCUCUUGCUCAAGAUUAAACAUGCCAUUCCAUUCAUGGGACCAGAGGAGGAGGUUGUCGAGUAUCCCGUAGCUCACAACCCCGACUACGAGGAAGAAAAGGAGGGUCCUGCUGAGUGGGAGAAGUAUCUUAAGAAGAAAGAUCGCCCAACUCACCGUCUCCCCUCCUUCGGAGUCUCUUGGCUCCCGGGUCUUCCUCUGAUGGGCAAGAAGGUGGACACCAUCUUCUGGUGCCGUGAAGAGCUGGCCCGCCUCAAUCUUGAGAUUGAAGAGGACCAGAAGUACCCCGAACGAUUCCCUUUGAUGAGCUCGGCCUUUGUCCAAUUCAACCACCAAGUCGCUGCCCACAUGGCUUGCCAGAGCGUCAUCCACCAUGUUCCCAAGCAAAUGGCUCCCCGAAUGAACGAGAUUUCUCCUAAAGAUGUUAUCUGGGAUAAUAUGGCCUUGACCUGGUGGCAGGAAUGGCUGCGAACUAGCAUUGUCACCGGCAUCGUUUGCGCAAUGAUCUUCCUGUGGGCCAUCCCAGUGGCUUGGACGGCGGCUCUGAGUCAAAUUGAUACCCUUAUCCAAGAAAAUGAGUGGCUAUCCUUUAUCAAAGACAACCCUGUCCUCGAGAACGCUGCCAAGGCGAUUGGUGGUGUCCUGCCAGCCAUUGUCCUCGGUCUUUUGCUCUUCCUGAUUCCUCACAUCCUCGAUUUCCUUGCUGGAGUCAAGGGAGCCAAGACUGGAUCCCAAAAGGUCGAAUUUGUCCAGCAGUUUUACUUUGCCUUUCUCUUCGUCCAGGUCUUCCUCAUCGUCUCGAUCGCGUCCUUCUUCGCAGCGUCUUUGGAUGCUCUGAUCCAGAACAUCCAGAAACUGCAGACAGCUCAAGAUGUUCUGAACCUCCUCGCGGAAAACCUGCCCAAGGCUGCCAACUACUUCUUCUCUUACAUGAUUCUGCAAGCCAUGUCGACGAGUUCUGGUACUCUUCUCCAGAUCGGCGCUCUUAUCAUGUGGUAUGUCAUUGCUCGGAUCCUCGACAGCACGGCGCGAAACAAGUGGUCCCGUAAUACCAAGCUGAACCAAGUACGAUGGGGCGCUUUCUUCCCCAUCUACACCAACUUUGCUUGUAUUGCGCUGGUCUACUGCGUCAUUGCGCCUCUGAUUUCCGUCUUUGCCAUCAUCACGUUCGGCCUUCUCUGGGUUGCUCAACGAUACGCCAUGCUAUACGUGACCAGAUUCGAGAACGAUACCGGCGGUGUUUUAUACCCCCGGGCUAUCAACCAAACCUUUACCGGAAUCUACGUCAUGGAACUUUGCAUGGCAGGAUUGUUCUUCCUCGUCGACGACGAAAAGGGCAGGAGCGCUUGCACGGCUCACGGCAUCGUCAUGAUUGUUGUCCUCCUUUUGACUAUCAUCUACCAGAUCCUGCUUAACAUGUCCUUUGCACCACUCUUCCGCUACCUACCGGUCACAUUCGAGGAUGAAGCGGUGCUCCGCGAUGAGGCGUUCCAGCGCGCACAGGAUCGUCGCCUUGGUCUUCUUGAUGACGAAGACUCGUCUGAUGACGAGUACGAAAACGGAGGCAUCAACAGAGAGAAGGUAAACCAGGUGGAUGGCACCCAACCUAUCGAGCUGGAACGGUUUGGUUCGAUCCGACGUCCAGUCAAGCAAGUCGGAGCAUGGGCCAAGGGAGGAGGUAACCAACUACGCAAGCUGGCGAUGGCCAACAAGACAAAGGACAAGAGCAAGAGAGCAUCUCAGUACCGACGCAAUCACCGCCAAAAGGAUCUAGAGGCCCAGCGCGCCAUAGGAGAAGCGCUCUACGGAGGAAUCCACGACGAAAUCGAGGACCUUACACCCGAGGAGCGAGACCUACUCACCCGCCACGCCUUCCAGCACGAGGCCCUUCGCGCCCGCCGACCAACAGUCUGGAUCCCUCGCGAUGACCUUGGCGUGAGCGAUGACGAGAUUCGCCGAACCCAGAAUUACAGCGAGCACGUCUGGAUCAGCAACGAGGGCACGGCGCUUGACAGUAAGGUGCGCGUCGUCUACGGCAAAGCUCCGCCCGACUUCUCAGAGAUCGACCUGAUCAACCUGUAAAUCAACAUUGCACGCUCGACGAAACACAAAAACACAAUGAGUGCGCAGCAUUACAAUUUUUUCUUAUUACGUAUUAUGUUUAUUGCGGACUUUUGUCCCUUGGCGCAGCUAUCACAUGCAGCUUGCGGGCAAGAUGCAGUUGCAAUAGGGGGAAGAGAAAUUCAGAUGGCAAUACCCAGAAAGGACAGCAUAGUCCUGUGUUGAGAAGGACAAGGGGGGCGGUAGUCCUAUAGAUACCAGUUUUCACUAGAAUUUACGAAUACACACGUUCAAUCAUUUCAUA